Dothidotthia symphoricarpi CBS 119687 is the source of this 3405-nucleotide messenger RNA. RefSeq lists its product as uncharacterized. Gene Ontology annotation, molecular function: zinc ion binding; DNA binding; DNA-binding transcription factor activity, RNA polymerase II-specific. The record is from RefSeq and is a predicted model, not a curated record. Lineage: Eukaryota; Fungi; Ascomycota; Dothideomycetes; Pleosporales; Dothidotthiaceae. The transcript has 5 exons. The coding region runs from base 154 to 3030 and encodes 958 amino acids. Gene Ontology annotation, biological process: regulation of DNA-templated transcription; DNA-templated transcription.
CCAUGCGCAACAUACUGCGGACGCACCGACAGGCUGUUGGCUGUUGGUAUAAGGGUCUUCUCUGAGAGGGGCAGGUGCACCCUUCAAGCCAAGACUUGUCAAUGUCGCGGAAAACAGUCGCGUUGUUGAAUACCGGUGUUCACUCAUCUUACCAUGUCGACUUUUUCUGGCGACCACAUACAACCAUCUGUUAACGGGAUUAUUGAGAGCAACAAGAGAAAACAGCGGGCCCAACAGCAAUCGAGACAGUUGCUAUCUUGUACGAAGUGCCGUGAGAGGAAAGUUAAGUGUGAUCGAACCAAGCCCUGCUCAGCAUGCUGCGCUCGUGGAGCACCCAAGGAGUGUCACUUCGUCGCAGAAGGAGGCGACUAUGCACCAAUCCAACAAUCAUAUGAACUUCGCAAGCUGCGUACUGAGAACAUGCUCCUGAAGGAACGGUUACGCGCCAACCAAAUACCCAUCGACGAAGAUGACUCGGAUACAACGACUUCCCCAGACUCCCAGCUUGGCGAAAGACCGACUAGUUCAUCACAAAAACGACGAGUUGUAAAACAGAGGCGAUUCCAGGGUUCGGAACGGACUGAUUCUAUUUACUUUGGUAGCCCUGGACUUGCCAAUGUCAUUGCGGAUUUUGCUGCUGCAAACCUUACUCCAACGUCGGCGCAGUCUUUGGCAUAUCUCAUGCCACGUGGUCAAGAUGCGUAUACGCCCAAAACCCCACUUCCUGACCCAUUUGCAACCUUGUUUUCCGCCACACCGGAUCAAUGUAUUCCACAAUUAUUGAAAAUCCUGCCUGCGGAUGAACAUCUUCUGGAAUAUCUGGACGCCUUCGAAAGGCGCAUCACAGUCUGUUCAUUUCCUCAGGUAUCCAUCGAGAUCACCAAGAGCGAGGUUGAACGAUUCCUUUCUGAUAGGCGGAAAAACGCAGCCAUGUGCCCUGAUAUGCUGGCGCUUCUCUUUGCAGCUAUGGCGUUGGGUGCACAACAUUCUGUGUGGGACAGAGGUGGUGGACAGUGGAACGCCAACAUUAUAGAUGAAGAGACGCAGAAGGGGAACGUGUACAUUGCAGCCGCGAUGCAAGCCCUACGAAUGUCAUCCUUCAUGCAUAAACCAACGAUUCUGGGAAUCGAAACCCUCAUUAUGAUUGGGCCUUACUUGACACACUCUGGAAGACACAUGGAAGCGUGGACACUGUUCGGCACUACCAUCCGAAUGGCUCAGGCUAUUGGUCUCCACCGAAACCCAAAAUACCUCAAUCCGGCUCCUCCGACGCAAAGAGAAUGCGCUAUCCGCCAAACACUCUGGUGGUGGAUGCUACAUAUGGACGAACAGUAUUCGAUGACUUUAGGUCGCCCUCUUGGCAUCAGCGGGAUUGGAGACUGCCCACCUCCCCACGAACUGACCACCGAUCCUCGUAUGCUGCGUUUUGGAGAAUUCGUCAACCACUUCACACUUCUGGCAAGACAGAUAUUGAGUGGCGAUCGGAUGACCGAUGCCAAAAUCGACGAGUUUACUGAUCUACUUAGGACACUUCUGGACACGAUGCCUGAAAUGUUGCAGUUUGACGAGUCUUGGAUUAUAGAGGAGACAGAGAUUCCGGAGUGGCCGCUACGUGUCAUGGCUGCUGUAUACUUUUGCAAAACCCAUACCUAUCUUAUCCUUCUCAACCGUCAGAGAACCGACACAAGUACUGGAUGCACACAAACCCCAAAUACCACAGUCUCCACAUCAUCAUUCCGACCAGUCAACUACAAGCCUUCGCCUAAUCCUUCACCAACCGCGUCAUCGAUGACCUCCCCUCGUGGCCGAUCUUUAGUCCUCUCGUCGUCAGAAGACAUCCUCACAGCUUUUCUAUUCUUCUACCAUAGAGUACCAGCUGCGUUGGUCUCUUGGACUAUUUCUCAACAAGCAUUCAACUCGUGUAUGCUUCUUCUUCUGGACGCCCUGGAGAUUAGACAAAUUACUCCCGCCAUCUUGAAAGUAGAGCAGGCAUAUGUGAUAUUUCUAGAGCUCCAGAAUAACGGAGUUCAUCGACUCGCAAUCCUAGCCGUGGAAAGGAUAAGUUGGGGUUUACAAGAGUUGCACCACGUCCUGAAUCCGACGAAGGGGGAAUCGUUUACACGAGGGUGUCAAGGGUUUGGCGAGGCCGACCUGCAUGGAGACGCUAAAAGUCGAGCAAGAGAUGGUUCACAAGCAUUACCUGACGCCGUUAUGUCCAACACAGGCAUGCUCUUACUGGAGGAUUCAGGUCUACAGUCCUUUAUUCCCGAAAGCUUCGAAGCGUUUUCAUGGAUUGCGGCAGAGAAAGAUGAAUUAGGCGAUACGUCUCCACUCAAGCAAGAGCCAGAUAGACCAGACUUGAGAUGUUCCGAGGAUAUCCAUAAGGCUCGAUCCACACGCAAGGUACAGGAAAUGUGGGAAUCAGCUUCGGGAUCAGUAUCCCCUCGAUAUGCCGUGUCACAACAAAAACAAGGUUGUCAACUACAAGGAAUAACGACUCCGACGCCACGCGCGGGUCUAGCACCGGCUACACAUCAGAAACUCCAUGGAAUAAAAUCGGUUGCGAAAUCUCGUCGCAGACCGGGCCCUUCACCUCGUCAUCGGACUGGACGACAGCGCGAAAUAGUAGAGGCUCGACAACGACGCCACAUUCGUGCUGACGAUCCGCCACAAAUGCCGUCGAGACAUCAUUCCUGGCCAUCCCUUUCCCAGUCUGGGCCAGUGCCGCCGCUCGCGCGCCAUACACGCUUGUCUCCUCGUGGAUCGAGACUCCCCUCCGCGGGUAUUUCGCACAGACAUACGCUUGCAGACUCCGGUCCAGCCCCUGAUCAGCAUCUUUGUCCUGACAUCGUGCCACAGUCAGAUCACAGCCAUUCUGUCACCUGUUCCUCCUGGCUGGCUCAACCGGCUUCUAUGCCGGAUACCGCAGAGCCAGUAGCAAUGCCAACUAUGUCAGGGUAUGGGCAAGAUCAACAAAUGUACCAAUACGAUUUUUCUAGUCGUUUUUCGAACGCGACCCGUAGAGUAUAAUGUCUGUCUUGAGUGUGAAAAUGGAUGUUGAUCCGCACAAGAGAUGGAAUAGGCAUUUCAGGGUCGAAUAUUGUAUAUCCUCUUAGAUAUACAUUUACAUGGCAUUCUCGUCGAAUAAUAUGUAGACUUCGACAAAUUUGCGAUUCACGAUCACGAAGAUUCUUGGUUGUUUCGAUAAAAGGGGGUUUCUCGGUCUCAUGAUACGCAUAUGUUCGCAAAGGACAAUCCAAACGCUGGACAGUUGCUGACGCGUAUUCUCGUAUUGUUUCCGCAUGCGGAGGGCGACGACUGGGAAACCGCAGAUUCUAAUGCUUUCGGCUACCAUAUUGUACCAUCGUUGAGCAGCAUCAAAAGUAAAUCUCAUAUUCAUGUCGG